Molecule: messenger RNA, 7602 nt
Organism: Lagopus muta (rock ptarmigan)
Lineage: Eukaryota; Metazoa; Chordata; Aves; Galliformes; Phasianidae
Gene: DAB2
Product: DAB adaptor protein 2
Exons: 15
Coding region: 278-2425 (715 amino acids)
Biological process (GO): receptor-mediated endocytosis; negative regulation of canonical Wnt signaling pathway; positive regulation of endocytosis
Cellular component (GO): plasma membrane
Source: RefSeq, a predicted model, not a curated record
CCGAGCAGCAAAAACAUCAUAGCACAUUCCUGGGUAGUGCUCAGCUGCCAGCAUCUGAUUAAAACCAUAUCUCUCGCUGUGAGUGGCUAACUAAUCCGAAGGCGAGAGUGCCACUGAAUAUUUAACCGGGCCCUCGCUCCCCGUCAGGCUGCCAGCUGCGGUUCUCCUCGGAUCAUGCACGGAGCGGCACGGAUCUAGCCUGUAAAAUAUUAUGCCUGCCUACUGAUUGUUACUUGGAUUUCAAACUACAGCAAGCAUAGCUGACAGCCAUCUCAUCAUGUCUACUGAAGCUGAAACUACUUCUACUGUAAACAACCAGCCAGUGCACCAGGCUCCGCCAAAAACACAACCUUCAAAGAAAGAAAAAAAGAAAGGGCCAGAAAAGACAGAUGAAUCUCUCCUGACCAGAUUCAAAGGGGAUGGUGUGAGAUACAAAGCUAAAUUGAUUGGCAUUGAUGAUGUGCCAGAAGCAAGAGGAGACAAAAUGAGUCAGGAUUCAAUGAUGAAGUUAAAGGGAAUGGCAGUAGCAGCUCGUUCCCAGGGUCAACACAAGCAAAGGAUCUGGGUGAACAUCUCCCUCUCUGGUAUCAAGAUCAUAGAUGAGAAAACUGGGGUCAUCGAGCAUGAGCAUCCAGUAACCAAAAUCUCUUUCAUUGCUCGAGAUGUAACAGAUAAUCGUGCCUUUGGCUAUAUUUGUGGAGGAGAAGGCCAGCACCAGUUUUUUGCCAUAAAAACAGCACAGCAGGCUGAGCCUCUAGUUGUUGAUCUUAAGGACCUCUUCCAACUAAUAUAUAACAUGAAGAAGAAGGAAGAAGAGGAAGGCAAGAAAAAGAGUGAAGAAGCAAAUAAGACUCAGAAUGGUAGCGAGACCCUAUCUGCAGGUCAAGCUAACAAACUGAAACUGGGAGUUGACCAGAUGGACUUGUUUGGGGAUAUGUCAACACCUCCUGAUGUGAGCAGUCCCACAGAAACUAAAGAGAUUCUCUUAGUGGAUCUUAACUCAGAAAUUGAGACCAAACAGACUUUUACAAAAGAGGAUCUCUUCUUGAAUGGCAUCACACCUUCCCUUCCACAACCAAAGCCACGGCCACCCUUCUUGCCAGAAAGUUCUUUCUCUACCAAUCUCAACUUCUUUCCCACACCUAAUCCAGAUCCUUUCAGUGAUGAUCCUUUUGCACAGCCAGACAAAUCCACACCACCUUCAUUUGAUUCUCUAAAAUCUGCUGAUCAGAAGAAGGAAAAUCUGAGUACCUUGACAUCGGUGGGUAAUGGUGCUUCAAAUGGUGAUGUUGACUACUUUGGUAAGCAGUUUGACCAGAUAUCUAAUAGAGUUGGCAAACGAGAAGCACUAACAAGCCAGUGGCCAUUUGACAGUAAGCCACCCACAGCAAGAACUCCAAAUGGGGUACCAGAGAGAGAACAGAAUGGCUUUCUUAAAGCCCCAUCAAACCUCUUUGUGGAAGAUCCUUCCAAAGGAGUAACUCUGCAAAAUGGAGUAAAGCUGGAUUCUGAAAGCAAUAUCCAGCUCUUGUCACAUGAAUCUAUAACAAUUAGCCCACCACCACAAAGUAACAAGCCAGGAAGAGGAAGGAGGUCUGUCAAGACUGCAUCAAAUGACUUGUUUAGCUCGGACUUUUUUGCACCAACUACAGAGAGCCUUGGCUUAAACUCGUCAGUACAGACAGGACCAGUGCAAACUAAUCGAGUGGACCUCUUCAAAACAAGCUCUGCCACAGCCCCUCCAUUGGCUGGCCUAGGUGGCUUGCCAUCACCAUGGAAUACGGAGAUGCCUGCCUUCACUCAGGCCACAUCUGUCUUUCCUGGGUCUAUGAUGCCUACCCAGUCUCCAGGAUUUACUCAACAACUUACUUUUGGCUCUCAAGCAGUGCCAAGCUGGAGCCAGCCUGGAUCUUUUGGUCCAACAGCAUCUCAGUCCUCUGGCCUCUGGGUACAGCCAGCACAACUUCCAUCUGCUCCAUGGGUACAGCCAUCCAGUGCUGUAAAUCCCUUCCAGAGUAGUGUGUUUGCACCUUCAACACUACCAGCUCAGACACAGUCUGUAAUGCCCUCUGUGUCAACAACAAGCCCACCUCAGCCACCACCUAGAACUGCACCUCAGAAGGAGUUAUCCAAGAAAGAGAGUGAUGCUUUUAUUGCUCUGGAUCCACUUGGUGAUAGAGAGAUGAAGGACGUCAAAGAAAUGUUCAAAGAUUUCCAGCUGACAAAGCCACCUGCAGUACCAGCAAGAAGAGGAGAGCAGCAAAGUUUUUCAGAACCACUGAAGCCUGUUCCCAGACAAAGUGCACUACCAAUUGAUGGCCUGUUUGAAAGUCAACCUAAACCAGACCUUUUCAAUGUCUCCUCUGAAUCUCAGAAGCAACAUUCUGGCCCAUUUGGUGGUCCUUCUGGCAACCCUUUUGCAUAGACCAGUAUACUAGGCAUAAACAGGAAAGGAGAAAUGGAAUAACUGGACCUCUUUUCAACAUCCAAUUUCUACUUUUUUCAUUUUUGUCUGCCACUCUUGCUGUCGUUCCAUGAUGUGUCAUCUAAAACAUGUCCAGGUGGAUUGAAGCAUAAACACUGAAGAACAUGCUGUGAAGACAGUAAUUCAGGGCGAAUGGAAACUUACACUCAACCUUGAAGACCCAAAAUCAAAUUGGUGGAUGUUAAUUUUACUUUAGGCUUUGCAGUUGUUUGUGGAAGAGCUUAGCAGCACUAAGUCACGUGUUUUAUACAAUGCAGUCACCUCAAUUUCUCUUUAUUGUAGCACUUACUGUCCUGAAACAUGGGAAUUGAAUGUACCUAGGGAAGAAAUGCUGCCUUAACAUAAGGGAAUUGAAUUAGUGGCUGCUCCACACUUUAAACAACUAGGUCAGUUGAUGUAUGUUUAGACAAUAUCAGCCAGUUGUAAAGUUAUGUGGAUAUUACAUGCUUCUAAAUGAUGAAUGAACAUAUGACUUGGUCUCUAAGCCAUAAAGAUUGCAUGAAACUGGGUGUUGGGGGGAGGGGGAACAUAUCCAAUACACUUGUUCCAUUAACUAAUGGUAAAAGUAGCAUUCUGCCAUAAACAUAUAAUAAAGGGACUAACCGUAGGGUCUUCAACAGAGCUGCUGGGGUCCUGAGCAAUAGGGGUCUACUGCAGGAUCAAAUAAGCUGAAACAUUUCUUGAAGGACAUUGAGGUAUUCAUGGACACUAACUGUUGUAUUGGUGCUAAUAUAGCUAUUUGAGGGAGGGAAAUCUAUGAAGAUUACCUUUCUUUAUCAAGGUGGCUUGGCAGACAAAUGGAACAAGCAGAUAGGUCAGACAUGAUGUAGUACAACGUUAUUCCAGUGUGUUAGAAAGUAAAAAGACAAUCAUUGCUUUACUCUAUGCCUUGAUUCCUUGUGAACAGAUAUACCAUCUCUGUGUCAUUAAUGUGAGGCAUAAUCUCUUAAACAGUGCCUUUCCAAAAAAAAAAAAAAAAAAAAAACCUCUUUACUAACAGACCUUUAAAUCAGAAAUCAGUCUGAUGUUACAACUAGUUGUAACACUUUGUCAAUGGGGAUAGCUGAUAUCUGAGUGGUUGUUGUUUUUUUGUUUUUUUGUUUUUUUCUGUUAAUACUAAGUAUAAACUUGAAAUAGUAUAAAUCAAAUGCCUAAGCAGUUGCUGAACUGGAGAUCUAAGAAAAUCAACUUGAAGACAGCCUUAGUACUCAAUUCAGCAGGUCAUGCAAUUAUAUAAACCUUUCUUGCACUUUCUGUAAUGCAAAAAAAGCUAUGAAUUUAAAUAUUUGUCUCAAACUGGAAAUGUAGAAACUUCUGGAUAUUACACUGCUAUAUAGAACUGUAGUAUCUCAAGUGAUGUUACCUAAUGACAUUAAAAACAAGCAACUCUCAUAGCAAAGAAACAUCUGUGUGGCUGUUGGUUUUAUCCUUACAACUCAGUCUUUUGAUAUAAUUGAUUCUAUGAUUUUUGGUGCUGGCUAAGAAUUGUUUCACAGGUUCCUAACAUAGCUGUUUGACAGCAUUCUCUUAAGUCUUUCUGUAGCAUAUUGUGUCUCAGGCCUGUUCAACGUGAAUUGCUCCUCAUUAAAUUCUCAGCUGACUUAAGUGUUUCCUGCUAGUAAUGUGGAUAGCCAACAAGAAUAAAUAAAUGGGAAAUUUUCUGUCUUAGGUGGCUGUCAGCUUUAAUUUUUUUCUGAAUAAUUUAGAAUAAGUUCUUACUUAAAUCCGUUGUUACUGGCAUUGAUUAGUAGCUUGAAAAAUGCCUAUUUGGAAGGAAGUUCAUUUUUCAUUUCCAUAUUGAAGUAUAGGCAUUCAAAGAAUCACUUUUGGCUGCAAGGAGAUGUGAUUUAGUAUCUGGAGAUACUAUCUAAUCUAAACCUUAAAAAAUUCUGUUCUUUAGUGCUUAAGUGAAGGGCUACUCUUUUAAAUACACUAUACAUUUGAAAUCAGCAAAUAAUCAUUUAGAAGCUUUUCAGGCUAAAAUUAAUAGCCCUAUGAUGCUGGGGCUUGACAAAAGCUGACAAGAUCAAUAAAUUAUAAAAUAGCUUGGGUUGUAAGGGACCUGUUGUGGGUAGGGUUGCCAUCCACUAGAUCAGGCUGCCCAGGGCCUCAUGCAGCCUGGUCUUAAACACCUCUGGGGAUGGGGCAUCCAUUGCUCUCUGGACAGCCUGUUUCAGUGCCUCACCACCCUCUGUAUAAAGAAUUUUCACCUAACAUAAAUCUCAUUUAUUUUAGAUUUAAAGCCAUUCUCCCUUUUACUGUCACUGUCGGACCAUGUAAAAAGUUGGUUUCCUUUCUGUUUAUAAGCUCCCUUUAAAUACUGGAAGGCUGAAAAGAGUUAUCCCUGUAGCCUUCUCUUCUCCAGACUGAACAAGACCAGCUCCCUCUGCAUUUAUUCAUAGGAGAAAUGCUCUGGCCUUCUGAGGAUCCUUGAGGCCUCCUCUGAACCUGCUCCAAAAACUUCACAUGUUGUUGAUCACUGAUUGCUGUUAGAAGGACCUCUUAGAGACUGGCUGAAGAUGCUUGUUGGUUGGCUAACUGAGCUUAAAUAGCUGUUUAUUCUGACUUACUUUCUGUCUUAAAGAACAGUCAUCUGUGUUGGUGUAUAUAUAGCACUAGCUGAAGCUAAUGAAGAAACUACAAUAUUACAAGCAUCUGUGUCUCAUAUUCUUGCUCAACAAAUGAGUUUUAUGCAAAUGGGACUCAUCAGAUUGGAUUAUUGCUGCAUAAAAUCAAGUGUUAGACAGGAAAAAAAAAAACAACAACAAAAAACUCUGCCUUAUUCCACCCCUCCAAAAAAAAAAAGGGGGGGAACAAAAAUAGAAGUAAAUUUCUCAAUUUUGCAUCAUAAUGUAGAGUAUACUUAGAAUAGAUUAUAAAGUUUGAGUUCAAAUACUUAAGUAAUAUUUAACUGCUAAACAGCAGGUUAUUUUGAGUUAUUUCUGUCUUGGGGUUGUACACAAGACAUGGUAUCUUAAAUUCUUAGAUCUGGGUUACAACAAACUUCUGAAUAAGAAUGAUCUUCUGGAGAGCUGGCUUGGAGUUGGGCUUUGGUGAUAGAGACUUGAAAAGGCUUUGAAACAAAAAAAGUACUGCUCUUCUCUAUUAGUAGGAAGAGAAGAAAGAAUGUCACUACUUUAUUCUUCCAGUGUUCCACAUGAGGAUCGCAAAGAUGUUAAAAGUAACAUCCUCAGCUAAGGAUCAGUUUACUGUAGACCCUAGCUUAGGGUCAACAGGCUUCUGGGGAAAGAGUUGUUUAGGGCAAUAGGUAGGGUAGUGGGACUGUGUGAUAUAGGCAGCACUGCAGCAGCUGCAGCGUUUACUACUGGAAGUGUUUACUACUAGUAUAUUUGUUUACACUAGUAUAGUGACAGUGGAAAUUCCAAGGCAUCAGAGGCAGGUAAGAGAGUAAAACAGGUUGUCAAACAACCCUGCAAUUACUGAGCUAUUGAAAAUUCAAUGGUUAGAAACAUGCAUAUGUUGAUUCAGUAUCUCAGUAACAGCUUACUUCAUAUGUAACCUGAACAUAUAAUAAAUAGUACUUGAAAGUUGAAGAGACUGGUGUAUCUUCCUUGUCCAAAAUGCAGCUUUCUCAGGUUUUUGGAAUCAGGUUACAUCUGUUUUGUCUCCUGCUGUGUUUAUACAAGGAAAGGGCAUCAUUAUAAUAGAGGGCAAUGCACUGUAUGCAACAGAAGCUCCAUCACACUGAGAAGUGCUUGUCUGCUGAUCGGGUGGGUGCAGGAGCCCCACUGUAGUACAGAGGCAGCAGCAUUUACUUGGAAAGGUGCAGAAGGAGAGCUACCUUGGAGUGGAUGGAUACUCAGAAUUAAAGGCCAAAACUGAAGUAAAUUACAAAGAGUAACCCAGGCAAGCUAGGCUUCAGUAUCUCAUCAUUCUUCUGCUGUGCAGCAUUGCUACCUGUGAAGAUACAGUCACCCAAAAUUAUUGGCCUUGGUUUUCAAAAUGGAUAAGUCAUCCUACAGUGCUUUGGUAUGUACAGUCUAAGCGUCAAGAGACACGUUUUUCUAUAACGUGAUAGCUUUUCACUCACUGAGAGUCAGGAGUUUCAUAGUGUGUGAAGUUGGGCACUAAAAUGAAUAGUCGCACUGGAAAUUAUAGGUCUUCAUCUGAAACCAAACUGGCAAAGUGUUACACUCAGCAAGGUAUGAAUAGUUAGAGACCUAAGCACUUGUUUGCUUUUUCCAGCUGUACAUUAGCCUUCUAGCAAAUAACAUGUUUAUUCAUGAGCUUUCUUUUAACUCAGGAAAACAUUUAGACAUUUGUUUAGGCUUACCGACAAUUCCACAAGCUUAAUACGCUCAGAAAUUAGAAAGUCAUACUGAAGCAUUAUGCCAAUUUGAGAUGUGCUGGUAUGCCUUCGCUUCAAGUACGAAGGUCAUGGUCACAAUCUGAAAAGGGGAAAAAACUGUCUUAAUAAAUUUUUGAGUUUUUUUCUCCUGGUAAUUUUAAGCCAGCAAAGAAAAGUUAGGCAGUUAAUCUGAGUAACAAGUACUUCUAUGAAAGAGGCGGAAAACAGCUAGAAAAUGCUUCCAAAAUAUUGAUCUACAAUUUAAAUACAAACUCAAUGUGAUUUUAGUAUGCUGCUCAGGGUUAUACUGGCAUGUGGGUUUUUUUGACAGCUCUUCAGAAAAAGCUUUUCUCAGGGGGAUGAGAGUACAGAAGGCUGUAUCUCCAACAGGAGAAAGAUGAGCAGCUGGAACGCAUCGUUGCACUGUAACCCCUGCAUCUAGAAGAAGGGUAAGCUGUAACCGAAUGUCUCCAUACCAAAGCAACAAUCAAAAAAGCGUUAUCAGUUUAUGGGAAAAUAUCAAAUUGCAGCUCCUAAAAUAGCAGGUUUGUGAUUCGAUGAAACCCGUAAUCAUUUCAGACCUGAAGCCAUAAUAAUAAGGGAAGACUGUGUCCAGAUGUGCAGAGCUAGUCAAGUACUCCCACUGAAAAUUUCUGUGGAAAGAUUUUUAUGGCCAGGUUGAUAUUCCUAUUAAGAACACUACUUUUUCUUCUUUUAAACAUUAAAGAAGCAGUCUUUUCAAUUAGAAUAGAUUUUUCUUUUCUUAGGGGCCUCUUUUAAGAGUACAAAAAAAAAAAAAAAAAAGAAA